Messenger RNA from Exophiala oligosperma, 839 nucleotides. Its product is annotated as non-histone chromosomal protein 6. The coding region runs from base 240 to 545 and encodes 101 amino acids. The transcript is spliced from 5 exons. NCBI's taxonomy places the organism in Eukaryota, Fungi, Ascomycota, Eurotiomycetes, Chaetothyriales, Herpotrichiellaceae. The record is from RefSeq and is a predicted model, not a curated record.
CUGCCCGCCCGUCCUCCCUCUUUGCUGCCUCCCUCUCUCUCUCCCUCACCCAAUUUCUCCUCCUACUACUUCCCUACUACUACUACUACUACUACUACCACACACCGCCAGCUUCUCUCACUGUAGAAUCCUCCCAUACAAUUUUUUGCGCAGUACCCUUCGCUGCGACACACUCACUACACACUUGAACCGUAUCAUCCACACUUUCUCCCAAACUCUCUGAUCCACACGCGAUCAAGAUGCCUAAGGCCGCAGCCAAGACCAAGACAAAGGCGAGAGGUGACAAGAAGAAGAAGGACCCUAACGCGCCCAAGCGUGGUCUCUCGGCCUACAUGUUCUUCGCCAACGAGCAGCGCGAGAACGUCCGCGAGGAAAACCCCGGCAUCAGCUUCGGCCAGGUCGGCAAAGUCCUCGGUGACAAGUGGAAGGCACUCAGCGAGAAGCAGCGUGAGCCAUACGAGAAGAAGGCGGCCACUGACAAGAAGCGAUACGAAGACGAGAAGGCCAAGUACAACGCCGCUGGCAGUGACGAGGAUGAAGACUAGAUGCCCAAUCAUCAAUUCCGAUCUCUGUUGAUGAACGAGUUUAGUCUCUUUUCCUUAUCCUGUUUAUGUGUUUACUACCAACGAUCGGGCUGGGUGGCAGGGGUUCCGGAGUCUGCGAUGUGGAACGGGAAUGGCAUGCUUUCAGAGGCAGCUGAUGGGGAAUCGCAUCGACGUUCACGACACAAUAUCAUCAAUCAGUGAUGAAAGUGAACUGCAACCAUCGACAAUGUGACUUAGCAUACCGUGCUACUUGCUGUAUACUAGCUCUUCAUGCAAUGCAAUGUCUCUCAUAGA